Molecule: messenger RNA, 8091 nt
Organism: Corythoichthys intestinalis (scribbled pipefish)
Lineage: Eukaryota; Metazoa; Chordata; Actinopteri; Syngnathiformes; Syngnathidae
Product: pleckstrin homology domain-containing family A member 5-like
Exons: 31
Coding region: 720-4832 (1370 amino acids)
Cellular component (GO): cytosol
Molecular function (GO): phosphatidylinositol-3-phosphate binding; phosphatidylinositol-5-phosphate binding; phosphatidylinositol-4-phosphate binding
Source: RefSeq, a predicted model, not a curated record
UGCCAUCUUGACGAUUUAUUGUCAUAAUAAACAAAUGCAGUACUUAUAUACUGUAUAUUGAAUGUAUAUAUUUGUCCGAGUUGUAUUCAUUUUUUUCUUAAUGCAUUGCCAAAAUGUAUAUGAUCGGGAAAAAUGAUUGGGAAUGAUUGGAAUUGAAUCGGGAGCAAAAAAAAAGCAAUCGGAUUGGGAAAUAUCGGGAUCGGCAGAUACUCAAACUAAAACGAUCGGGAUCAGAUCGGGAGCAAAAAAACAUGAUUGGAACAACCCUAGUAUGGUCAAUUCUAUCCUUAAAACAUGACAAAAGACAAUCUGAAUUACUUACAUAUCUGAACUCAUUAUACAAUGCAAAUAAGGUUGCCUGAAAGUUUGUGGGGACAAUUUGAGGAUCCUGAAAAGUUGGUAGUUUUAUGUCCCUACCGUCCCUAUGCAAACCUACGCCCUUAGUCACCCCUAAGUGCCAUUAACGAUGAUAGUCUUCCCCAAUGAACUGGAAUGAGAAGACCCCCUCGAACUAAUUCAAACGUCUAUCCCCGUCAUUGGUAGCCAACGAGGAAAUGCAGCUCUGAAGUUCUUAUGCAAUAGUGAAGAUAACAGGAACCGCCUCCUGCCAUUUGCCAGAAAUCAUUUGCUGCCGUUUUCCAAAGCGCGUCCUCGCCAUUUCUGAGGUGAACGUGAACGCGCGGCAGCUCAGCCACUGUACGACUGCUUUUCUGCCAGACAUGGCGGCGGAUCAUAAACCGGACUGGCUCUCCUGUCUUCCCACUUCUUGGAGUUACGGUGUCACCCGGGAUGGACGCAUAUUCUUCAUCAACGAAGAAGCCAAGAGUACAACCUGGUUGCAGCCUGUUGUCGGAGAGGCUGUCAUAACAGGGCACAGAAAAACUCCAGAUUUACCAAGAGGAUGGGAGGAAGGAUUCACAUUCGAGGGGGCUCGCUGCUUCAUCAAUCACAAUGAGCGAAAAGUGACGUGUAAGCACCCUGUUUCAGGAGCGCCCUCCCAGGAUAACUGCAUCUUCGUUGUGAAUGAACCCGCGAAAUAUGGAACGCUUGUCCAUCCCGACAAGCCCGUAGAGACUGACGCCAGGACAGCUCCAAAAAGCGAGCAGGAAAACAGCACGGAUAAGAAGGAACGUCCCUUGAGCACCAUGAGCGAAGCGUCCAACUAUACAGGCGGCUCAGACAACAGCAAUUUUACCGGAAGCCCUGCUACUACUGUGACGCUCUCCUCAUCAUUCACGCGGCCGUCAAGGUCUUCCAAAAAAGUGCAUAAUUUUGGCAAACGGUCCAACUCCAUAAAGCGGAACAUCAACGCGCCAGUGGUCAAAAGCAACUGGCUUUACAAACAAGACAGUACCGGCAUGAAGCUAUGGAAGAAGAGGUGGUUUGUUCUGUCGGACAUGUGCCUUUUCUACUACCGAGAUGAAAAAGAAGACAGCAUUCUGGGUAGUAUCCUGCUCCCAAGCUUUCAUAUCUCCAUGUUGUCAGUGGAUGACCAUAUUAGCAGAAAAUAUGCGUUCAAGGCCACUCACCCCAAUAUGAGGACGUACUAUUUCUGCACAGAUACAGCCAAAGAGAUGGAGUCCUGGAUGAAAGUGAUGACGGAUGCCGCUCUCGUCCACGUCAAAAACUCCACGUUAACGACGGGGAAAUGCCCACAUAUUGACACGUUAGACAACGUGAAAGUAGAUCAGCCAUCAACUCAGGAGCUGAACAACAUAUUGAACAACCGCGUCUCAAGCCGCCCCGAGAUCCAAAACAACGAACGGAAUCGUGUUGCCCCCGUGCGACACCAUUCUUUAUCCCGGACCGAUGACAAACGAGAGUACUCGACUUUCCAAAAAGACGGAGGAAAAUACUGUGUGAAGCAGGACCAUGUGAGCUACGUGGCCCAAAAAGACGGCGAGAAGUACGUACUCCGUAAGGGAGGCGACAAGUACCCGUUGCGAAAGAACGGCGAAAAAUACAUUUUUUCCGAAGCUCUGCCGAAAGAUACUUGGAACUACGCGCCUCAAAAGGAAGUCAAGAGGCAGCUUUCUUUAAGAGAGACACAGAGUAAAUACGGCACGUUACAAAUUGUUGAUAAAUAUAAUACUUUAAAGGACGUUAAGAAGUACAGUACCCUCAGAGAAGGUGAUAAAUACGCUACUUUAAGAGACUUGGAAAAGUACGCCACUCUUCGUCACGGGGAGAAACGGCACUUCCGGACUUCGCAGGUCAACGGGUCAGGAGAGCGUACGAGCGAGAGCAACUUAGCAGCAGAAAAUGAAAACCAAGCAAGGGUUCCAGUUACUCCAGUUCAGGAAGUAGACAGAUUGUCCAGGAGUAAUUCCUUUCAGCAGUCAGAAAGAGUCAGAGGGACAGAAGAAGACAGAAGUGUUCCAGCCUACCAAACCCUACCUAGAAACAUGCCCAGCCACCAUCCCCAGCUUGUACCCAGAUACCCAGAAGGCUACCGCACGUUACCCCGUAACAGCAUGAUGAGGCCUGACAGCAUCUGCAGCGUGGCGGGUUCGGCGUACGAUCGAGCUCUUCGACCCGCCUCGACCAGCACCGUCGCCACAGCGGAGAAGAGAAGGUCCAUGAGGGACGACACUAUGUGGCAGCUUUAUGAAUGGCAGCAGAGGCAGGCCUUCUCCAGGCAAAGUCUGGCUCAACCAACAGGCCAUUACGGUACCCUUCCAAGCACAAAAACGAUGAGCAACAUAUCGGAACACGCCGCCAUUCACUCCAUUCCCACCUCGCCAUCGCACGGCACGUUAGCAGUCUACAACGCUCUACCUGCUCCUGACGCAAGCGUCUCCCACUCCGAGGUACCGUCAUCAAACUUUCGAGAAGAUGGAACGCUCGAACGUCAGCACAGGACGCACCCUGCCAAGUUUGGAAGUACGCUUGAGCGCCGUCCUGUGGUAGCUGGUGUUUCGCCUCAAACCAUUACUGCUCAGUCACUGCAAGGCAAAACGCCCGAGGAACUGACACUGAUGCUCAUCAAGCUCCGCCGACAGCAGGCAGAGCUCAACAGCUUGCGGGAGCACACGGUAUCCCAGCUAAUGGCCCUGGGAAUCGAGGGGCCCAACCCCAAGACCGACGUUCUUUCCCAUCAUCUUCAGAGGAACCUUGUUUACCUGGAUAACCAGAAAAAGGAGAACGAACCGCUUAUCUUCACCAUUCACGCUAUGAUCGAGAAGUCGGCGCCACGGCCGCAACUCUACCAGCAAAUCCCUUCGGACGACUACAAAAACCAACCUCCGGAGGACACUGAUACCAAACUUAGCAGGUUUUGCGAGCAGGAUAAACUGGUGAGGAUGCAAGAGGAGAAAUUACAACAACUACACAGAGAGAAGCACACACUAGAGACGGCGCUGCUUUCAGCUAGUCAAGAGUUAAACGAUCAGAGUAAUCCAAGUACUACGGGUACUCAAAGCCUCAUCCAGCAGAGGGAUGUACUCCAAAAUGGCCUCCUUAGCACGUGCAGAGAGGUUUCUAGAGUUAAUACGGAACUGGAGCGCGCAUGGAGAGAAUAUGAUAGAUUGGAGGGGGAUGUCACUAUGGCAAAAUCUAACCUACUGGAGCAGUUGGAAGCCCUGGGAAGCCCACAGACAGAGCCUCCAAGCCAGCGUCACAUUCAGAUCCAAAAGGAGCUGUGGAGGAUUCAGGAUGUGAUGGAGGCAUUGAGUAAAAACAAACCGCAGCGCAGUAUAGACUAUUCUGAUUCCAAGCCACUUUCCAGCCAACAAAAGAAUGAGGCAGUGACAUUGCUGCCCCUCAGUCCUCUCAAGACUGGAAACGACGUCCCCCCUCGCCCACCUCUUCCGCAGUACUACUAUUCAUCUGAGCCCCCCCCUCACAUGCCCUCCCACCCUCCGAACUCCAGCGGCCGCCCGCCUCCUUACACGCAACGUGAGGACCGCAAAGCUAGGAACGGGGCGCACAGCCAAGGUCCAGACUAUCGGUUGUAUAAAAGCGAACCUGAGCUGACGACAGUUAAGGAGGAAGUGGAUGAAGUCAAUGGCGAGGACAAGGACAAAAAUGAAAUUCCUGCUGAGAAAAAUGAAAUUGCAGCUUCUUCAAAAGUAGCACUCUACCCAGUGGGCGUUGUUCCUCCCAGAAGCAAAUCUCCCAUGAGCCCUCCCGAGUCCACAACGAUCGCAUCUUACGUCACCCUGAGAAAGACGAAAAAGCCCGAACCCAAAUCGGAUCGGCCCAGAAGUGCACUAGUAGACCAAAUUGGCUAUGUUGAAAGGGAGGUAGGUCGGCCCAGGAUGAGUCUAGAGGAGCAGUUAGAGAGGAUGAGGAGACACCAAGAGGCCUCAUCUCAGCGAGAAAAGAGAAGAGAAGCUCUAUCCCGCUCGCAUUCCUUCAGCAAAGAGGAGCCACAGGUGCGGGAGCUAGAAGCUAUGGAGCUAGAAGUGGCCUUGAAGCAAGUGAAGAUGCUUCAAAAUGAGCAGACUAGGAUAGAAGAUGAAGAAGGAACAUAUACAGGGAGAGUUCCUUCGACAUCACAGCUACAGACGGCAGUCAUUUUGGAGCAGCACGCCGAGACCCAGCGCGUGGAGAUUGUAAAUCUUCACUCAUUUGAAGAGGACAAAAGCAGAGAAGAUAUGACAAGCUCGCCAACAAAUAUCACCACUGAAAGCAGCUUCCAGAGCUCCUUCCCUGAGACACCAAGCCCUGAGCUAAAAGAAGAAGAGGAGGACGUAGACGUGUUACAACAAAAUGCCACGGAGGAGGACCACAGAGAAUCCUAUAAGCAGUUACCAGAAAACGACAAGAAAAUCAACAACAACAAUUUAUUGGCUUCACAAAUGUUCACUAUGGUGAGCAACGACACGUGAGCAACAACCUUGGCUUUCACGAUGGCGGCGUCCCGUAAAGCCCGAAUGUAGCGAGUUGCAAAGUCCCCGGCUUCCGACACCGUGAUAACAGCAAGAAGACUGAAAAGCAGAGCCUGCAGAGAGCCAUUAGGUGUACUGUCUCUUUAAAACUCAUAUUUUCCAAAGUUUUCUACUUAUACUGCGUGUUUAUAUGUAUACUAUACAUCUCAAUAUUUUUAAAUUUAGUUGAAUUCAAAAAGUCAACCUACGUAGAGUAAAAGUAUUUAUUUUGUUGAUUAUAACUGUAACAAAACCCCCAAAAUGGCCGUUGUCUUGCGAUCACCUGAUUGGUUUCAACUGCGUGGAGCUUUAGAGACAUGCAGUUGAAACCAGUCAGUUAAUUGCAAUAAAAAUAGAGAACCAAACUCAACAAAAAAAUAUUAUGGAUAAUACAGUAGUUUCACUUUUUGAGCUAAACUACUAACAAGUUUGAGAAGCACCAGUAUAUAUUGAAGAAUAAUUAAAUGAGUCCAUGGCUAAAUGACUUUAUUGUGAAAGUUUCGGAACAAUUUUCUUGCCUAUUCUCUGCUGAGCAGUUGUACAAGAACUGCAUUUUCUUGACGGAUCCAUUCAUAAUUAUGAUUUUUUUAUUUCAGAACUGGGAACUAGUUCUUGCUUGUUUUGCCAUCAAUACGCAAAUGCCGUGUUUUACGGACUAUGCUUUGCACUGCAUUAACAUUAGCGACAUAUACAAGGUCAUUAGUAUUACUUAUAAAUAACAAAAAUUCUGUUAUGUUAGCAGGCUACAACAUUACAGCGUUUACUUUGUGCCACAUUAGCCUCAUAUACAAGGUCACUCGGAUCACUUUGAAUUAGCGUUUAAACCACCUUCACAUCUAGCAUCAUUGCUCAUACCUGCAUUGCUAAUGAUACCGUAAAAUUCCGUUAUGUUAGCAGGCUAUGAUGUUGUAACACUUUCCUAUAAUGUAUGUAGCCUUUUUACUAACAGUUUUGCUGCAUAUUAGCUUUCAGCUUCAUUUGCUAGUUUCCAGCGACCAAGUUAGCAUCCAUCUUGCCUUGUGUAGCUUAAAAACUGAAUGGUUGAAAAAUACAAGCCGAGGCCCUCAAAAACAAGAAAUGGAGAUGAAAAUGCAGAUAGAAUUUUAAAAAUAACUAAAUUGAGCAACGUUACGUUACUUGUGUUGGCAGUUACAGGUCAUAUCCUGUUCAUUUUAGGGCAUUUACAGGUUACUUCCUAUUGGUUUUGUGUCACUUCCUAUUCAUUUGGGGAACAUUCUAUAGUCAUUUCCUCUUCAGUGACCCAAAAUCAACAGGAAAUGACCCGAAGUCCAUCGGAAGUGAUGCGGAAUUUCCCCAAAAUCAACAGCAUGUGACCCAAAAUCGAUGGGAAGUUAGUUACCCGGUAAUGCCCCAAAAUCUACAGGAAGGGAGCCAAAUCAAUAGGAAGUGACUCUUAGAUACCCCGAAAUCCACAGGAAGUGGCGCGAAAAUGACCCAGAAUCAACAGAAAAUGACCUAAACCAAUUGGAAUUUACCUGGAAAUGCUCCAAAAUCAACACGAAAUGACCGAGGAAUGGGAAGUGACCCGGGAAUACCCCAGAAUCAACAGGAAAUGGGCCAACAUGGCCGAUAAUUUCGGUUUAAAUAAAUAUAUCACAAUACGAGUGCCUUAUAGCGGCUAGUAAUGUUUACUUGGUUGGCCAUUGUUAAAAAAACAUGUCUAACUUUGUAAAAUUCUAUGUUUUAACUUUAUAUACCGUAAUUUUCGCACUAUAAGGCGCACCUGACGAUAAGCCGCCAGCCACCAAAUUUGGCACGGAAACGGCAUUUGUUCAUAAAUAAGCCGCACUGGACUAUAAGCCGCAGCUGUCCUCACUAUAUUAUGGGAUAUUUACACUAAAAGAUAUUAACCACAAACACUUUAUUUGACAGUGGCAUCAUACGACUGUCAUAAGACCAAAUGAACCACCACGAAGUUUUUAACCAAUGAGGUGCAAAGCUUCAUUGCUUCAAGAAUUGUCAUUUGGCCAUCACUGCUCCCUUGGGGGAGACGGUCAACCUCUGCUGUCAACACUGUUGUCAUCCAACAUGCCUCCUAGCAUGCAUUGCAGUGCUAGAGAUGUAAAUAACAAUCAAAAUUCAUGUUCUGUGCUAAUUAUUUCUUCAGUUACUGUUCCAGUUGUUUUAUUAAUCGCAAGUUAUGGUAUUUGGUAACAUUUUACAUGACAGUGGCGCGAUGAGACUGUCAUUAGACAAUCAUAAUUAUGACAUGACACUGUCAUGCGCAUUAAUAAAUGCUUAUAACAGAUGUCAUUUAGUGUUAUCUGGCACAUUAUCUCACUUUUGAAUGGAUGGAGAAGAGUUAGUGACAUAAUUUGCCAGAUGACACUUAAUGAAGAUUCAAGCUGGACAUAAAUGGAGUUAGUGACAUAAUUUGCCGGCUGACACUGAAUUACAUCUGUCAUAAGCAUUCAGUAAUGCUGAUGAUAGUGUCAUCUCAUAUUCAUGAUUGUCUUUUGACAGUCUUAUGACGGUGCUGUCAAAUAAAGUGUUACUUAUUAACCCAAAUAAAUAAAAAAAAAAAAGCCGCACUGUACUAUAAACUGCAGGAUUAAUAAAUGAAGGGAAAAAGUAGCAGUUUAUAGUCCAAAAAUUACAGUAAAUUGUAGGCCCAGCCAAACAAUUUAAAAAGUGCAACUCAUAGUCCGUAAAAUAAGGUAAUCAUAGAAUUCGGAUGAAAUUACUUGUUUAUCUUUGCAACUGCUCAGCAGUACUUCGUUGUGGGACUGUCAACAUGUUGUUUUUUUAUUUGUACAAGAAUGGCGGCGACAUAGUGGAUAUAAUAAUGCAACAGAAACAUCUGCUAAAGUACUUUAGUAUUGUAGAAGGAUGUAUUAGGUCCACUAAGAAAAUGGAGGAUAGGCACAGUUACGACAAUAAUGCUUUAGCAAUGCAUGAAUUACAGUACAUUUUUGUAAAUUGUCAAAAUCAGUAGAAGUUAAAGGCUAAAGUGGAAAAGCUGUUGUGGAAUCGAACCCGAGCACACGUACGAAGCAAUAAGUGAGACUUGAGAAGAAAUGAAAAGAUGUAAAAACAUGUAUAAAAAGAAUUAAUUUAUGUACACAUGAAAAAGAAAGCAAAUAUAGAGAUUACUAUUAUUAAUGUUAUUAGUCAAUAUGCAAAAAGUUCAUACCCCAUGUGUUUUAUAUUGUGUAAUAAAUGUCGAUGUUCAUAAAUAAACGUAUGUAUUAUUUUGUUA